CCUGGACAGAGCCUUUAGCCAUGGUUUAUUGGCCAUAUACCACAAAACCCUGAGGUGCCUUACUGGUUACAAAUGUAAUUCGAGCAAUAAAUGUAUAUUUGUCAUAUCAGUCCAUAUACCAUGGGUAUCAGCCAAUCCGCAGGGCUCAAACCAUUUAUAGGCUACCUUAGACAUUUAGACUCAUGCAUGUGAUUUUUAAGGCACAAUGUGCAAUUUUAAACAAAUUUGUUUUGUCUUAGCCUUCAGGAGUAGGUGGUUAAGGUCAUUGUAUUUGUAUACUUUUCCAGUCAUCUGUUCAAGCAAGUGAAUUCUUGCCCACAUCAUAAAUAAAAAGUUACGGUUGCUUUUAGCUGUCUACCCCACAAGACCUCCCCUCCUUAAAUGCUAGUUUGGUUGCCUCAAUAGGAUGCACUUCAUGGAAUAGAACAUGACUGGUCCAGGAAUAUGCUUUGCUUUCAAAUGAGACAAGGAAAGAAACUGAGAGUAAUAGACAAGGAACCUCUCACGUAACACUUCAAGUCUCUUUCUUUUCAAGUAAGCAUAGGAUACAAAACGUGCAUUCAAAUUAACACCGUCAUUUGGCCUAAUCAUAGGUCUGGACUUUGAGCACGUUUUAUGAAAGUGUAGAAAGUUUUUGUAAGCUAGUUCAACCAACUAAAAAAAACAUUUAUUUGUCAUUUUUUGCUAUACCAUGUGUGAGGUUUGUAGAAUAAAGAAACGAGUAUAGAAAAAAUAAAUACCGGUUAAGCAAUAUUUUGACUAAUUAUAAAGCCAACCAGGCAGGGCCAAUUCAGGUCGCCUGUCUCCAGGCUUGCAGACUACUGUGUUGCGAUGCACCUGUUUUGUUGGGGUAUGCUGAUCGACGCAGAGGUGCCGCCCCCAUGCACUUGUCCUUUCAUUCUCAUUGGUCCGACAGGGUGUGUAUGCUAAUUCUCAGCGACUGCUGCACCUGACUCUCCACUCCACGGAAGAAUGCAAGGCAAAAGACAGCCUCCAAGUAACAGCUAUUUAUUCAACAGGUCAUCCUACUCAACGAGCACUCACUUGUAACAUUAUUGCGGCGCUGCAGACUCUUAACAGAGCUAUAUGAUAAAAAUGCCACGGUCUUUUCUGGUGAAGAAACAUCUCACUAAUAAGAAGCCAAACUAUGGAAUUCUGGAUUCAAAAUCAGACGGUACAGAUAAGUUUUUUUUAAAUCGACUGAAAUUAUACGUUUCUAUCGUUGUGUUAUAUAUAGAACUUCUCAUCUAGUUCUAUAAAAUAAAAUACCAUGUGAAUACCUUUGCUAUUUUGUCUGUUGGCUAUUUCUUGCAUUUCAGAGAAAAAUAUGAAUUUAUCGUUAUCUUUAUUCCAUUCAUAGCUCAUUUUAAAAAGAAAUUGUAUUUUUGCUUUGAGUAGUUGAACACACUAGGCCUAUAACUCAAUAUGAUUUCAGCAUAGUCUAAAAUUAUGUUCGUUAUAGGAAAGUAAAUAAUGAUGGAUUGAACUGAUACCUUGGAAUAGAAUACAACAAAUGCGGUUUUGGAGUUUAGCAGGUGCAAAAUCUGUCACACAAAAGAAGAGAUUAAUAGUCCCUCCUCCUGGGAUCUGAAGGGUCCUAUUAAGCGUGUUCAAGAGGCUAAUGUAGUGCCCUUCGAGGCUCCUUUUACCCACCGAAAUGUGCCUUCGGUCUGUGUUUUUGUUCCAAUUCACCCCUUAAAGCGAGCUAGCCUCCCACCCUCCUGUAUUGAACUGUCAAGAUUACCAUUAUAGAAGUGGAAAAGAAAAUGUAUGUGACUGAAAUCAGAUUCGUUUUUUGGAAGGAAAAUAAAAUAGUGCCAGUUGGCUAUGCUAUGGGAAUGCAUUGGAACUUUGGAAGUUAUGCAAAUCGAAAUGCACAAUACAGUCCCUCAGUACUUUGAGACUGCUCCUAAUAUUGUAAAUUAAUGUCAAAUGUUUAACUAUACGUAUUUCUAAAUGAUACCUAAUUAUUCUCAUAGAGUAUGAUUAAAACAUUUGAGUAUCCUUGUAAAAAAAGUUUUAACAUAAAAUGGUGUUUGUGUCAUUACAGCUCUCCACACCAGCCUGGUCUAUCUUGAGGUCCCCUUUUACAUCCCCAGCACUCCUCAGCCCCUGGAGGAUUGGCUGCCAGGGCCAAGUCUCAUCCCCACACCAGCCUCCAUGCACUCUCCCAAGGUAGACAGGCUGCCUUCAAGGGACACUAUCUUGUCCCUGCAUAGCUCAACACAGAAAAUCACCUACCCCCUGUCAGUGUCUCACAACAAUCCGCUAAGAGACUCACAGUCCGGAUUUAAGUCCCUGGGAACCAUGGAACCCCAGACCUUCCUGCUCUCACAGGACUUCAGACACCCGGAGGAGAGGGGCAGCAUGCCUAAUCCCCUCCUGGGCCUUGUUCACUCUAGUGUUAGUCAGGAGCGCUUUGACUGCCACAAAGCCUACUUCACCUUCUCUGGGCUGGCCAAGCACAGGCAGUUGCACUGUGAGUGGCAGCGUCACAAGUACUUCUGCUGCAGGUACUGUGACAAGGAGUAUGUGAGUCUGGGAGCUCUGAAGAUGCACAUCCGAACACACACACUGCCCUGCGUCUGCAAGCUCUGUGGGAAGGCCUUCUCCAGGCCUUGGCUGCUCCAGGGACACAUCCGAACACACACACUGCCCUGCGUCUGCAAGCUCUGUGGGAAGGCCUUCUCCAGGCCUUGGCUGCUCCAGGGACACAUCCGAACACACACACUGCCCUGCGUCUGCAAGCUCUGUGGGAAGGCCUUCUCCAGGCCUUGGCUGCUCCAGGGACACAUCCGAACACACACACUGCCCUGCGUCUGCAAGCUCUGUGGGAAGGCCUUCUCCAGGCCUUGGCUGCUCCAGGGACACAUCCGAACACACACACUGCCCUGCGUCUGCAAGCUCUGUGGGAAGGCCUUCUCCAGGCCUUGGCUGCUCCAGGGACACAUCCGAACACACACUGCCCUGCGUCUGCAAGCUCUGUGGGAAGGCCUUCUCCAGGCCUUGGCUGCUCCAGGGACACAUCCGAACACACACACUGCCCUGCGUCUGCAAGCUCUGUGGGAAGGCCUUCUCCAGGCCUUGGCUGCUCCAGGGACACAUCCGAACACACACACUGCCCUGCGUCUGCAAGCUCUGUGGGAAGGCCUUCUCCAGGCCUUGGCUGCUCCAGGGACACAUCCGAACACACACACUGCCCUGCGUCUGCAAGCUCUGUGGGAAGGCCUUCUCCAGGCCUUGGCUGCUCCAGGGACACAUCCGAACACACACACUGCCCUGCGUCUGCAAGCUCUGUGGGAAGGCCUUCUCCAGGCCUUGGCUGCUCCAGGGACACAUCCGAACACACACACUGCCCUGCGUCUGCAAGCUCUGUGGGAAGGCCUUCUCCAGGCCUUGGCUGCUCCAGGGACACAUCCGAACACACACACUGCCCUGCGUCUGCAAGCUCUGUGGGAAGGCCUUCUCCAGGCCUUGGCUGCUCCAGGGACACAUCCGAACACACACACUGCCCUGCGUCUGCAAGCUCUGUGGGAAGGCCUUCUCCAGGCCUUGGCUGCUCCAGGGACACAUCCGAAC
This is a messenger RNA of Oncorhynchus masou masou (cherry salmon), 3579 nucleotides long. Its product is annotated as gastrula zinc finger protein xFG20-1-like. Gene Ontology annotation, molecular function: RNA polymerase II cis-regulatory region sequence-specific DNA binding; DNA-binding transcription factor activity, RNA polymerase II-specific. The transcript has a single exon. The record is from RefSeq and is a predicted model, not a curated record. Gene Ontology annotation, biological process: regulation of DNA-templated transcription. NCBI's taxonomy places the organism in Eukaryota, Metazoa, Chordata, Actinopteri, Salmoniformes, Salmonidae. The annotation marks the transcript as partial.